Messenger RNA from Pestalotiopsis fici W106-1, 1089 nucleotides. RefSeq lists its product as uncharacterized. Gene Ontology annotation, molecular function: water channel activity. NCBI's taxonomy places the organism in Eukaryota, Fungi, Ascomycota, Sordariomycetes, Amphisphaeriales, Sporocadaceae. The coding region runs from base 1 to 1089 and encodes 362 amino acids. The record is from RefSeq and is a predicted model, not a curated record. Gene Ontology annotation, biological process: transmembrane transport. Gene Ontology annotation, cellular component: plasma membrane. The transcript has 3 exons.
AUGAAUGUCGAUCGUCCCGGCCGUCGGAUCCGCAUGCCAUGGGAGUCGCGAUCCAAUACCGACGUGCGCCCGCGGGAUGACUCGUCGACCUUGGUGUCGCGCCGCAUGCGGAUUCCCUUCCUGCACGGCGACGCCAAGAACCACUUUGUGGCCAUGCUGGCCGAGUUUGUCGGCACGUUUCUGUUUCUCCUGUUUGCGUUUGGCGGCACCAAUGCCGUCAACAACUCGCCGGGUAAAGACCAGGAGAGCCUCAAUGCUGACCCCGCGCGGUUGCUCUAUAUCGCCUUGUGUUUUGGUAUGAGUCUGGCCGUGAACGCUUGGGUCUUCUUCCGCAUCAGCGGCGGACUCUUCAACCCGGCCGUGACCCUGGGCAUGAUGCUCGUGGGCGGAGUCACGUACGUCCGCGGCUGUCUAGUCAUGCUCAGCCAAAUCCUGGGCGGCAUCGCGGCCGCCGCGGUCGUCUUGGGUCUGUUCCCGGGCCCGCUCAAUGUUCGCACGUCGCUCGCGGGCGGCACCAGUGUGGUUCAGGGUCUCUUUAUUGAAAUGUUCUUGACAGCCCUGCUGGUAUUCACCAUUUUCAUGUUGGCGGCGGAAAAGCAUCGGGCUACUUUUGUUGCUCCUAUUGGUAUUGGUCUCGCUUUGUUCAUUGCCGAGUUGGUUGGCGUUUUUUAUACUGGCGGCAGCGUAAACCCAGCGCGAUCAUUUGGUCCAUGUGUAGUCCUUGGCUCGUUCCACGGCUACCAUUGGAUCUACUGGGUUGGCCCUAUUCUCGGAUCACUCCUGGCUACGGCCUUUUACUUGCUCGUAAAGGCGCUGGAGUACGAGACUGUCAAUCCCCAGGCCGACACUGACGGCACCAUGCGGAUGAAAUUUGACCCAACUACGGGAGAUGAGAAUAGGAUUUCGCCUAGUCCGCCCAAAACAGAGACUAUUCACGCGGAAAAUCACAAUGGCCGCACCAGCACUGACGCCCUGCGACAUGAAACCAUGUCCAAUGGCCACAGCCAGGGAGCAAGAUCAAGUUUUGGCGAUCAUGCCUACAGGGAGAGCACCAAUCUCGAGGCUGGCCGACGUGUGUCGCCCGUUUAA